CAUUAAUUCUCCUGGCUACAUUCUUUGUGGCCGGUUGUCGCACAGUCCCGAUAACUCGCGAUAAUUACAAUCACCGAAGACCUCAACACGUUGCAAAUAUCACGGAAAAUGCGCGCCUUUGCUCUUGUUGCACUCCUGGUAGUGCCGGUCGCACUCGCCCAGGUCACUGAUGUGCCCGACCUAGCAACCGCAACCACGGCCACCGCGACUUUCGCAACGACCACCAACACAGCAGGAACAACAGGAACGACAGGAACAGGGACAACACGGACGACAGGCGGAACUACAGCAGCAACUACAGGUGCCACUACGGGUGCAGGAACCACAGCUCAAGCGACAAGCGUUACCGCCAUCAACCCGGGUACUACAUCUCAGACGACUUCCGCCGCAACAACUGGAUCAACCACUGCCAAUGCCGGAACGGGCACAACAUUCCAUCUCAGCGAUCUUCCCACCAUUCAAGGGGCUGGUAUCCCGACUAUCGUCGUCCCUUACACCGCCAAUGCGCCAUUCAUGCAAAAGUCGUCCCUCCCAGAAGGAACUGUUUUCAUUGCAGUAGGCGCCACUCUCGCCUUCCUUGGAGCCUGCGUGCUACUGUGGCGUGUCCUCGUGGCAUGGAGUAUCAACCGAUCUGUGAAAAGAGCUGCAAUGACCUCCGUCCGCGGGCCAGAAAAGUCCACAACAUGGGGUAGCAGCACAAGACAAGCAUACCAGAAGGAGUACGAGCCCGGCAACAGCAUGUCUAUGGACGCGCUGACAAGCUCCGGCAAGCCGAUCAAGUCUUUCCGCGAUCAAGAUAACAACUCCCGCGGCUCAGGCGUGGUCCCUCCAGCUGGUCUUUUUUUCAGUCCUACAGCCAACGCUCAGCAGCGAAACAGUGCAGUAAAUCCAGAUGGAAAUCGCGGCUCUUCAUAUCUCCCAGCCGGAUACUAUGCCUCUCCAUCUGCUCAAGCUGCUGGCGGUGCUGGGACCACGCUGAUCGGCAGCUCCCUCGCCCCUUACGCUCGCACAAAUUCUAUGAACAACACACCAUCACCACCAGUAUCGCCUGCCCUUCCACCAACAUCUCAGCCUUACAACCGUUCGGCAUCACGAGAAGGCGCUAGGGCUGGCCCUCGCGCACUGCAGUCUGGUCCCCGUAUCCGUCAACCGUCUGCGACGCGCGGUCAGUCAUCGAGCUUCUACAGACAAUCUAGUGCAUCAAACUUGACCGCAAGCAAUCUCGCUAGCAGCGAACAUCUUGCUGGUCAGCGAGCUCCUAGUGCUUUGCUAGAUGACUUGUUUGAUCAACACGGCACUGGACCGCAGCGGUAGACUCGGAAAGCCUGAGCGAUUGCUUCAUUUCCUUUACGACCUGUUUCCCAAUUUCGACCAUAUCGUCGCCGAUUAUGCCUUAUUUCUUGACACGACACUUUGUGGAAAUACCGCCUUCUCCGUUUCCCGCCUUCUUCUGUUUCUCAGGUCGGGUUUUGGUGCAAAUUGAAAGUUGGAUAAUUGCUUGAUUGCAUAUGUUGGCGCAUGUCUUAGAAUAGGAGGAAGGGGUGUUUGUUUUACUGUACUACUUCUUAUUUUUAUUCUACAGUGCAGCGACCGAACAGGACAGUGAUGCGCGAUUUACGUACAUAGGUGACAAUACAACGACAUCUGAUUUGGUUCCACAAGCCACCGUUCCGAGUCCUG
This is a messenger RNA of Dissoconium aciculare CBS 342.82, 1680 nucleotides long. RefSeq lists its product as uncharacterized. NCBI's taxonomy places the organism in Eukaryota, Fungi, Ascomycota, Dothideomycetes, Mycosphaerellales, Dissoconiaceae. The coding region runs from base 109 to 1314 and encodes 401 amino acids. The record is from RefSeq and is a predicted model, not a curated record. Gene Ontology annotation, cellular component: fungal-type vacuole. The transcript has a single exon.